Molecule: messenger RNA, 1644 nt
Organism: Corticium candelabrum
Lineage: Eukaryota; Metazoa; Porifera; Homoscleromorpha; Homosclerophorida; Plakinidae
Exons: 3
Coding region: 1-1644 (547 amino acids)
Molecular function (GO): nucleic acid binding; zinc ion binding
Source: RefSeq, a predicted model, not a curated record
AUGGUACCAGGAGAUGGAGCGUCUAAACCCUCCAGAGCAUCUAUCGUUGACGGGAAGAAACUUGGCCAUGGGGAUCCUGUGCAGACGUCGGUGUUUUUACAUUCAAUUGGGCCCGAGGCUCUUGAUGUUUAUAACACCUUCGUUUUCGGCCCUGAAGAAAGCAAAGAUAAGCUGGAAGACGUGACGAAAAAGUUUGAAGAAUACUUCAUUCCAAAACGAAACGUGACAUACGAAAUACAUUGCUUCUUCAUGAGAAAUCAAUUGCAGGGAGAAGCAAUAGACCAGUAUGUUACUGAGUUGCGUACAUUAGAGAAGACGUGUGAAUUUGGAGUGAUCAGUGAGUCAUUGGUUAAAGACAGGUUAGUUUGUGGAGUUCUGGAGUCAAGAUUGAGAGAGAGGUUGUUGAGAGAGAUGGACUUGACGUUAGAGAAAGCAGUGGCGAUAUGCAACGCAUCAGAACUGUCCCAGUUUCAGUUGAAAGAGUUGGAAAGUGGAUCCACCAGUACAGCAGGCGACCUAGAUGCUGUUAGGAAAGAAAGUAAAAGGACAGGAGACUGGCAAUUCAUACGAGAUUGUCCUAAGUGUGGAAGGAAUCAUCCAGAGAGGAGAUGCCCUGCCUUCACAAGAAAUUGUUUAAAGUGUGGACUACGCGGACAUUUUGCAAGUAAGUGCAAGGCUAAUGAAGCACAAGUGCAGGAAAUGAUGAUGCAAGAAGAACAGCCUGCUGAAAUGUUUAUUAGUGCUCUAGGUGGCUCAAAGUCGGAUGUGUGGUCUAUGUCUCUGAGAACUAACGGCAUUAUGGUAAACUUUAAACUAGACACAGGAGCUCAAGUUAAUGUCCUGCUUCGGAGUGUUUAUUGUAGACUGACAUCUAAACCAGUACUGGAACCGGCUAAAAUUAGAUUAAUGCCACAUGGGUUAUCUAGACCACUGCCAGUAGAUGGACAAUGCUUGUGUCAGGGACUAAGUGCAUGUCAAAAUCUAGGACUGGUCAAACGAAUUGCUGAAGUAGAUAGAAAUGACAAUCAGAUUGUAAAGGACGUAGUUUUGAAAGAUUAUUCUACUGUGUUUGGUACUCCAGGACUUCUAAGGGAUCAUGUCUAUCAAAUUCGAUUGAAAGAAGGUGCUGUUCCAUAUUCAGUUUUUGCUCCUAGACGUGUGAAGCUUCCGUUGCUGCCAAAAUUGAGAAUUGAAUUAGAGAGAAUGCAGAAGAUGGGGAUUAUUCAAGAAGUGGUUGAACCGAAAGAUUGGAUUGCACCUAUGGUGCCAGUUCUUAAGAAGAAUGGUCAAAUAAGAGUGUGUAUUGACUUCAGUGAGCUCAACAAGUCUAUAAGACAUGAACGAUUCCAAAUUCCUGUGGCUGAGGAGAUUUUUGCUAAGAUGCACGGUUCUAAGUGUUUUACAACUCUGGGUGCUGAAUCAGGAUUUUGGCAGAUUCCUUUAAAUGAAAGCAGCUCGUUGCUAACAACGUUUAUUACACCAUUUGGACGUUUCCGAUGUCUGAGAUUGCCAUUUGGCAUUACCUCUGGUCCUGAAAUUUUUCAGAGAGUGAUGAGGCAGAUUUUGGCAGGGAUAGAUGGCUGUGAUUGUUUUAUUGAAAGAAGAGCACGAUCAACGAUUGAGGCGGGUUUUAGAGAAAUGUAA